Sapajus apella (tufted capuchin) is the source of this 2898-nucleotide messenger RNA. Its product is annotated as RUN and FYVE domain-containing protein 2-like. Gene Ontology annotation, molecular function: metal ion binding. Gene Ontology annotation, cellular component: cytoplasm. Lineage: Eukaryota; Metazoa; Chordata; Mammalia; Primates; Cebidae. The record is from RefSeq and is a predicted model, not a curated record.
UGGCGGCCGCCGAGCGCCUGGAGGGAGCUGCUGGCCAGGCCCAGGGAGCCCUGGCCCGAGACCGCGCAGUAGCCACCGCCACCGCCGCGGCCGCCGCCACCAUGGCUGCAAAAGACCCCACAGCUGUAGAGAGCGCAAACUUGUUAAACCUGGCUAAACUGAGUAUCAAAGGACUCAUUGAAUCUGCUCUGAGCUUUGGCCGCACUUUGGAUUCUGACUAUCCCCCCUUGCAGCAAUUCUUUGUUGUUAUGAAACAUUGUCUGAAGCAUAGUCUUAAAGUAAGAAAAUCAUUUUUGAGUUAUAACAAAACCAUCUGGGGCCCUUUGUAACUGGUGGAGAAGCUGUACCCGGAAGCAGAAGAAAUAGGAGCCAGUGUCUGGGAUCUUCCUGGUCUGAAGACCUCCCUGGGUCGAGCAAGAGCAUGGCUUCGGUUAGCCCUCAUGCAAAAAAAAGUGGCUGAUUAUCUGCGUUGCUUAAUUAUUCAGAGGGAUCUUUUGAGUGAGUUUUAUGAGUAUCAUGCACUAAUGAUGGAAGAAGAAGGAGCAGUAAUUGUUGGGCUGCUGGUUGGCCUGAAUGUGAUCGAUGCUAAUCUUUGCGUGAAGGGAGAGGAUUUAGACUCAUAAGUUGGAGUGAUUGAUUUUUCUAUGUAUUUAAAGAAUGAAGAAGAUAUUGGAAAAAGGAAUGUUCAAAUUGCUGCCAUAUUAGACCAAAAGAAUUAUGUUGAAGAAUUAAAUAGACAACUGAACAGCACAGUCAGCAGCCUCCAUUCACGAGUUGAUUCAUUAGAAAAGUCAAAUACUAAGCUUAUUGAAGAGUUAGCAAUAGCAAAGAAUAAUAUCAUUAAACUCCAAGAAGAAAAUCAUCAAUUACGAAGUGAAAAUAAAUUGAUUUUAAUGAAAACACAGCAGCACCUAGAGGUUACCAAAGUAGAUGUGGAAACUGAGCUUCAAACAUGUAAGCAUUCUUGUCAGGGGCUAGAUGAAAUGUAUAAUGAAGCCAGAAGGCAGCUUCGAGAUGAAUCUCAGGUACGACAGAAUGUGGCGAAUGAGCUCGCAGUACAAGUUAGUAUGAAGCAUGAGAUUGAACUUGCCAUGAAGUUGCUGGAGAAAGAUAUCCAUGAGAAACAAGAUACUCUGAUAGGUCUUCGACAACAAUUAGAGGAAGUUAAAGCAAUUAACAUAGAAAUGUAUCAAAAGUUGCAGGCUUCCGAAGAUGGCUUGAAAGAAAAGAAUGAAAUAAUUGCCCGACUAGAAGAAAAAAACAAUAAAAUUACUGCAGCCAUGAGGCAGCUGGAACAAAGAUUGCAGCAAGCAGAGAAGGCGCAAAUGGAAGCUGAAGAUGAAGACGAAAAAUAUCUACAAGAAUGUCUCAGUAAAUCUGACAGUCUGCAGAAACAAAUCUCCCAAAAGGAGAAACAGCUGGUGCAACUGGAAACUGACUUGAAGAUUGAGAAGGAAUGGAGGCAGACUUUGCAGGAAGAUCUUCAAAAGGAGAAAGAUGCCUUAUCUCAUCUUAGAAAUGAGACUCAACAAAUGAUUAGUCUUUAAAAAGAGUUCCUUAAUCUCCAGGAUGAAAAUCAGCAGUUGAAAAAAAUAUAUCACGAACAAGAGAAAGCUCUUCAAGAACUCGGCAACAAACUUAGCGAAUCAAAACUUAAAAUUGAAGACAUAAAAGAAGCCAACAAAGCAUUGCAGGGACUGGUUUGGCUGAAAGACAAAGAAGCAACAUAUUGUAAACUUUGUGAAAAGGAAUUCUCACUCUCUAAGAGAAAGCACCACUGUAGAAACUGUGGGGAAAUUUUCUGUAAUGCCUGCUCUGACAACGAACUACCUUUGCCUUCUUCACCAAAACCAGUACGGGUUUGUGAUUCCUGUCAUGCAUUGCUCAUUCAGAGAUGCUCAUCUAACUUGCCCUGAGAUUCCUGAACUAAAUCCCUAUGUAUGAAAGUACCUACAAUGAAUGUUACGAUGUAUACAAGGUAACCAGGCAGCUCUUCUUAAGCGGCUUUCAGUCAGUAUUUGUACCAGUUUUAUCAUCUACAUAUUCAACUCAUAGAAAUUGCAAGUUAUGUAUUUAUUUCCCUAUUGUUAUUCAAAAGGAAUUUUCAACAGAGCAUGCUUAAAAAUCAUGUAACUUAACUUCAUUAAAAGGCCAGAUAGCAGAGCUAACACACAUUUGCCUUAUCUUUUAAAGGGCUUCUCAAAAAUAAGGCUUCAGAUUGUUGUUGUUCUGAAUUCCAUCAAUUUGGUAUUUGAUGGUGCCUGCAAUUCUCUUAAUGCACUUUAAAGCUUCACAGUUCUGAGACUGGAAAUGCAUAAAACUUUAUUAAUAUUCAACAUAUUUUAAUUAUCUUUUGAAGAUUUCACCUAUAUUUAUUUGUCCCUCUUCCCCCGCACCCCCUACCUUUGCCUCUUUUGCAUUAGACAGGGCCAAUAUUUUGUCCUACAAAAUUUCCUCUUGGUCUUUUCUAAAAUCAGUUAUUGUGCUUGAUGAUUUUCAGCUACAGUGGAUUAAAUUAAAAGGGGCAUUAUUCGGUCUCAGCCUCAACUUUUUUCUGUCUCAUCUUGAAAGGAAGUUACAUAUAACAAUUUCUUUUACCUGAGUUAUAGAUCUUCCCAUAUGUUGUUUCACUAAAUUGCUAUUUUUAAAGGGGUGAUUCAGACCCUAAUUCAAAGAUGAAAGCCCAAAUCCCUCCCCAGAAAAAAAUGUACAUAAUACUAGGGGAUAUUACAGGCUCCUUAUAAAGAUCCUCUCUAACCAUUAAAAGUGAGAAAAAAAUCGGAACUUUGCUUUAGUAAUGUAUUAAGAGUUCAGUUCAAAAAAAUUUGUAUGAACAUUUUCAUUGGAGUAAAUUGUAGGAAGCAUCAGACUGUAGUGGCCUACCAGUAUACAUCCACA